UUUCUUCACCGGUCAAGCCAAGCGGCGGCUCUGAAAAAUGACGCCAUUGGAGUGAUUGUGAAAAAAUUUAAAUCCGAACGCAUCAUUAUUAAAAUGUGUCAAUUCAUUGAAUAAGAUAGCAAAAGUGCAAUAAUUUCGACCUGAAAUAGCACAGCUUCAAAGAUGUACUUGUAUAAUUUGACGCUCCAAAAGGGCACCGGCGUCACGCACGCCGUGCACGGCAACUUCUCGGGCGGCAAGCAGCAGGAGGUGCUCUUGUCACGUGGCAAGUCGCUGGAAUUGCUGCGACCCGAUCCCAACACCGGCAAAGUCCACACGCUGAUGUCAACGGAAAUAUUUGGCUGCAUUCGAGCGCUGAUGGCCUUUCGCUUAACUGGCGGCACAAAAGAUUACAUUGUGAUUGGCUCUGAUUCUGGUCGCAUUGUCAUUCUGGAGUACAUUCCCAGCAAGAAUUCGCUGGAGAAAGUGCAUCAGGAGACAUUUGGAAAGUCAGGCUGUCGUCGCAUUGUGCCGGGCCAAUACUUUGCCAUCGAUCCCAAGGGACGUGCCGUGAUGAUUGGUGCCGUUGAGAAACAAAAGUUGGCCUACAUCAUGAAUCGUGACACACAGGCGCGUCUAACCAUAUCCUCGCCCCUGGAGGCACACAAAUCCAACACGCUGACUUAUCACAUGGUUGGCGUGGAUGUUGGCUUUGAUAAUCCCAUGUUUGCGUGUCUGGAAAUCGACUAUGAGGAGGCCGACUUGGAUCCAUCAGGUGACGCCGCACAGCGCACACAGCAAACGCUAACAUUUUACGAGCUUGACUUAGGCUUGAAUCAUGUGGUGCGGAAAUACUCUGAACCACUGGAGGAGCAUGCCAAUUUUUUGGUAUCUGUGCCCGGCGGCAAUGACGGACCCUCGGGUGUGCUCAUCUGCUCGGAGAAUUAUCUGACGUACAAGAAUCUGGGCGAUCAGCAUGACAUUCGCUGUCCCAUUCCGCGUCGUCGUAAUGAUCUCGAUGAUCCGGAACGUGGCAUGAUCUUUAUAUGCUCGGCCACACAUCGCACCAAGAGCAUGUAUUUCUUUCUGCUGCAAACCGAGCAGGGCGACAUUUUCAAAAUCACCCUCGAGACAGAUGACGAUGUGGUGUCUGAGAUCAAGCUCAAGUACUUUGACACGGUACCGCCAGCAACGGCAAUGUGUGUGCUGAAGACGGGUUUCUUGUUUGUGGCCAGCGAAUUUGGCAACCAUUAUCUGUAUCAGAUUGCACAUCUGGGUGAUGACGAUGAUGAGCCCGAAUUCAGCUCUGCCAUGCCAUUGGAGGAGGGUGAAACUUUCUUCUUCGCUCCACGUGCAUUGAAGAAUCUCGUUCUGGUCGAUGAGUUGCCCUCGUUUGCGCCAAUCAUCACCUCACAGGUGGCUGAUUUGGCCAACGAAGAUACACCGCAGCUGUAUGUGCUCUGCGGGCGUGGUCCACGCUCAACUUUGCGCGUUUUGCGUCACGGUCUCGAGGUAUCCGAGAUGGCUGUCUCGGAGCUACCCGGUAAUCCAAAUGCCGUGUGGACUGUCAAAAAACGCAUAGAUGACGAGUUUGAUGCCUAUAUCAUCGUAUCCUUCGUGAAUGCCACGCUCGUGCUCAGCAUUGGUGAGACCGUCGAGGAAGUGACGGACAGCGGGUUUCUGGGCACAACGCCAACAUUGUGUUGUGCUGCUCUCGGUGACGAUGCUCUAGUGCAGGUUUAUCCCGAUGGCAUUCGUCACAUACGCUCCGAUAAGCGUGUGAACGAGUGGAAAGCGCCCGGCAAGAAGUCCAUUACCAAAUGCGCCGUCAAUCAACGCCAGGUGGUCAUUACGCUCUCCGGUCGUGAAUUGGUCUACUUUGAAAUGGAUCCGACUGGCGAGCUAAACGAGUACACAGAACGCUCGGAGAUGCCGGCAGAGAUCAUGUGCAUGGCUCUGGGCACUGUGCCUGAGGGCGAGCAGCGUUCCUGGUUCUUGGCUGUUGGCCUCGCUGACAACACUGUGCGCAUACUCUCGUUGGAUCCGAACAACUGUUUGUCGCCUUGCUCCAUGCAGGCGCUGCCCUCGCCAGCCGAGUCGCUGUGUUUGGUCGAGAUGGGGCACACGGAGAGCACCACAAACGCAAGCGGUGCGGAUGAGGAUGUACCUGCCCAGCGCAGUGGCAGCAAUAAGGGUACAAUCUAUCUGAACAUUGGCUUGAGCAACGGUGUCUUGUUGCGCACUGUGCUGGAUCCCGUGUCUGGAGAUUUGGCCGAUACGCGCACCAGAUAUUUGGGCUCGCGACCAGUGAAGCUAUUUCGCAUUAAGAUGCAGGGCUCCGAAGCCGUCUUGGCAAUGUCCAGUCGCACUUGGCUGUCGUAUUACCAUCAGAAUCGUUUCCAUUUAACCCCACUGUCGUAUGAGACACUGGAGUACGCCUCAGGCUUCUCCAGCGAGCAGUGUAGCGAGGGCAUUGUGGCCAUAUCGACGAAUACGCUGCGCAUUCUGGCGCUGGAAAAACUGGGCGCAGUCUUCAAUCAGGUGGCAUUUCCACUGCAGUUUACGCCACGCGCCUUUGUCAUCCAUCCGGAUACAGGACGCAUGCUAAUUGCGGAGACGGAUCACAAUGCCUACACCGAGGAGACUAAGAACGAGCGUAAGGAGCAAAUGGCCGAAGAAAUGCGCAGCGCUGCCGGCGACGAGGAGCGUGACUUGGCCAGAGAGAUGGCGAACGCGUUCAUCAAUGAAGUGCUGCCCGAGGAUAUGUUCUCCGCUCCCAAGGCGGGACUCGGUCUGUGGGCUUCGCAGAUCCGUUGCCUGGACGCCAUGCAUGGCCAGACGAUGUUCAGUGUGCCGCUGGCACAGAACGAGGCCAUCAUGGCCAUGGCGAUGCUGAAGUUUUCAAUUGCGGCCGAUGGACGUUACUAUCUGGCCGUGGGCAUUGCCAAAGAUCUGCAGCUGAAUCCACGCAUCUCGCAGGGCGGUUGUAUUGAUGUCUAUAAAAUUGAUCCGACCUGCUCGGCUCUGGAGUUUCUGCAUCGCACGGAGAUUGAGGAAAUACCUGGCGCCUUGUGUGGCUUCCAGGGACGCUUGCUGGCUGGUUGUGGCCGCAUGCUGCGCAUCUAUGAUCUGGGCAAGAAGAAGAUGCUGCGCAAGUGCGAGAACAAACACAUUCCCUACCAAAUUGUCAACAUCCAGGCGAUGGGUCAUCGCGUCUACGUCUCCGAUGUGCAGGAGUCUGUCUUCUUUAUACGCUAUCGUCGCGCCGAGAAUCAGCUCAUUAUAUUCGCGGAUGAUACGCAUCCACGUUGGGUGACUGCGACAACGCUCUUGGAUUACGAUACGAUUGCCAUUGCGGAUAAGUUUGGCAAUCUGAGCAUUCAACGACUGCCGCAUUCGGUCACUGACGAUGUGGACGAGGAUCCAACUGGCACCAAGUCGCUCUGGGAUCGUGGUUUGUUGUCGGGCGCCUCACAGAAAUCGGAGAACAUCUGCUCGUUCCAUGUGGGCGAGAUAAUCAUGUCGCUGCAGAAGGCCACCCUCAUUCCUGGUGGCUCAGAGGCCCUAAUCUAUUCCACGCUGAGUGGCACGGUUGGCGCCUUUGUGCCGUUCACCAGUCGCGAGGACUAUGACUUCUUCCAGCAUCUGGAGAUGCAUAUGCGCAACGAGAAUCCGCCGUUGUGUGGUCGGGACCAUCUCAGCUACCGCAGCUCCUACUACCCGGUGAAGAAUGUUCUCGAUGGUGAUCUGUGCGAACAGUAUUUAUCGGUUGAUGCAUCCAAGCAGAAGAGCAUUGCGGGCGACAUGUUUCGCACUCCGAAUCAGAUCUGCAAGAAACUGGAGGACAUUCGCACCCGCUAUGCGUUCUAAAUAGUUUAUACUUGGAUACACAGAAGCAAGAACACAUAAUUUUAUAUAUUUGUCUAUAAGUCGUAUCCUUUACCCAGGAUUGCGGAUCUCUCAAGCGGCGGAACCCAUUUGAGAAAACUUAAAAGGUCUUGCGCCUUUGGGAGUCCUUUGGGUUUCUGUCUUAAAUUUUUUAAAUACUAGUUUAAAUAUGUAGUUGGUAAUACUACUUAGCCAUUAAUAAUACACAACAUACACAACCACUAAAUGACUGCCUAUUUAUAUUAGAUGUAAUUGUUGCACAAAUUGAAAUAUUUGUGCAGCUUAUUUCAUAGCCACACUGUAAUUUAAGCAUGAUACAAACAAAAUAAUAAUAGAAAACACACUAAAAGCAUGUUUUAAUAAAACUUACAUUUAUAUGAAA
Molecule: messenger RNA, 4249 nt
Organism: Drosophila grimshawi
Lineage: Eukaryota; Metazoa; Arthropoda; Insecta; Diptera; Drosophilidae
Gene: Sf3b3
Product: splicing factor 3B subunit 3
Exons: 11
Coding region: 163-3849 (1228 amino acids)
Biological process (GO): mRNA splicing, via spliceosome
Cellular component (GO): U2 snRNP; nucleus
Molecular function (GO): U2 snRNA binding; protein binding
Source: RefSeq, a predicted model, not a curated record